Molecule: messenger RNA, 2421 nt
Organism: Penicillium manginii
Lineage: Eukaryota; Fungi; Ascomycota; Eurotiomycetes; Eurotiales; Aspergillaceae
Exons: 2
Coding region: 1-2421 (806 amino acids)
Source: RefSeq, a predicted model, not a curated record
AUGUCCUCCGCCAACGACAACCCAACUGGCACCAACAGUGUUGGCACUGGUAGUUGUGGCCCAACUGCCCAGCCUGAGAUAGUCCCCGGCAUUCCAACUUACUCAAAUGCCCCGGCGAAUCUGCGUUGUUGCUGUGGGCGCCAAGACUGCGCCCUGUUAGAGCAUAAUUCUCUUGCUCUGGAAGGUUUGGAGAAGGAUCUCGCGACGGCAGCGCGCUUAGGACAGGCUCUUCUCCAUCGCCAUGAGAGUUAUAUGGCCGAGGCGGAAGAGGAUCGCCAGCGCUUAGUCGAUAGUGUCGACGCGCUGGAGCGCGAGAAGCGCCAGGUGCAGGUCGAGAAUGCGCGUAUCGUCCAGGAGAACCGAAGUCUGCUCGAGCAGCUCGAGGGUCUGAACCAGAGCGUUGCCGAGUCGGACGAUCGUGUCGAGUCGCUGGAGCUUACGCUGGCAAGUACGCAGGCGGAACUGCGCCGGUUGACUGUUGCCGCGUCGCGGGCGGCUGAGCUCGAGGCCCAGCUUGUCCUCAUCGAGACUGAGCAGUCCAGAUUACAGGAGAGUCUUCAUUCAGCGCACGAGGAUGAGAAAUCUGCCGUGCAGCGGUGGAGGAAUGCCGAGAGUGCGCUGCGUGAUUUGAAUGAUCAGGUUGAGCGCAUCGAGGCUGAGGCGAGAGAGGAGCGUGAGAGGCAUGAGGAGCUUGUUCAGCGCAUGGAACGGAAACGACAUGUUGAGCGCGAGCUGGAUAAUGCUGCCAGUCGCUUGAAAGGGGCCGCUGCAGCGUCCGAAAUUGGCCGCAACCCCGGUACUCCUGUUGUCUCGCGAUUCGUUAAGGAUAUCCUGCAGGACAAUGCGAAUCUGCAGGUUGGCAUUAUGGAGCUGCGUGAGAUGUUAGAUAGUUCUAACCAGGAGGUCCAAAAUCUCCGCGAUCAAGUUCUGUUUCAUCAGCCGCUGGCCGGCAUAGGUGAGGAGCAAUCUGAUGGGGCCCGCACGCCGACUCUGUGUGAGGAGCUGGAGUCGAAGGAACGUCGUGUCUCGCAGGAGUUUCAUAUUCACCACCAUUACCACACCCCGUCGACGAAGAAGGACAAGGGCGCGGUUAAUCGUCGCUUCAAGAAGAAGCGUCCUUCCCUGGGUAGCCCGGUUCCUCUACAUUCGGCGGUGGGAACGAAUUCACCUCGUCGAUCUAUCCAUCGCUCUCAAUCGUCUGGUUCAUCUAUGAAUACGAUCCUUUCUCAGACUUCCGUCUCCAUCCCACCACCUUCUUCUCGCCGUUGGUCCUACCAAUCACCUCCCGCCGAUUCGUUGGCCAGCUCGCCGCAAUCUGCGUUCCGAACAUCCUCCAUAUUCGACCGUGUUGAUCGCGGUACAGAUUUCUCCGAACCUACAAGCCCGGACAGCACUGUGUUUUCAUCGCCUCUCAUGCAGGCGCGAGCCCUCAAGGGUCUCGACAUGCCAUUCCGACCAUUACCAGGCCUCGAUUCUCCCGAACUGCCUGAGGCUUCGUCCGGUGUCUUCAAUGGCGAGCAUUAUGAGCGAACAGGCUACUUGGAUCUAGCAGAACCUGUCAUCCCAGAAGAAUCCGAACCAUCGUCAUCUGGAAUUUGGUCUCGACAGGUACCUGGCGACCAGCCCACAGACAAUCCAUUCGGUAUCCAAGUGCCUUCACCUUCACUCCGCAAAUCAUCGUCCCAUGACAGUCUACUUUCUGUGGCCGGCAUGGACAUCCACACCCCUUUAACCCGCCACUCCCGAAUGGGCGCCUGGCAUCCAGGCAUGCGCAUCCCACAACGCAUCGUCUCACCUAGCGUGGAGCUGGUCUCCACGCCACCCGUCCUUUCCGCCCCGAUAAUCACGGUCGACCGCGCCAGGGCUCCGGAAAUGUCAUCUCGAUCUUUACUCGCCUCCAUGGCCGCUAGUAACGGCGUGGCGUCGGAAACUGCGUCGGUAGUUUCGGCAGAGAGUGCCAGCACCAGUUCUACCACCCCGGUCCCGCGGAAGACCACAUUAGGUCGGCGCAUGGGAGGCUGGGUUCUGGGGAAGUGGGGUACAGCACCUGUCCCGGCGGAGUGUGAUGAGCACGGAGCGAACGAAGCGACAGGUCCAAACGAGCCCGGGCCCGGGCCCGGGCCUGGAGCUGGACAUGGGCCUGAGUCUGAAGCUAUACCUCCACCUCCACCUCAACUACAACCAAGUCAUCAACCAGAGACCUCCCAACCAAUACCAUCACCCGAUAAUACAACUCACUCCGUCUCCGCGACUCCAGAUCCCAAUCCCGACUCUCCGCCCCAAUUUCGCUUCCGAUUCACAGGCGUGAAUCAGAAAGGCCCAAUACUCGGUUUCCGACCACCGCCCCGCGCCCCAAUCUCAAUUCACCCACAAGGCAUUGACGAAAAUCUGCUUCGCGAGAGUCUUGCUGAGGAUGGCUGA